UGAAACUGAUUUCUGGCAACUCGGAAGCUUUGAGUGUUCCCCUAGCUGUAGCAGCAAUACUGGUUUCUGUCAAGGCAAGGUACUUGCAAAACCAUGUCUGGAGUGGGAGGAUGGAGGGAAGGCAACAGGUACAGGGCUUCCAUCAAUACUCCAUCUUCCUCUCCGGGUAACCCCUGGCAUGGCAACAAUGAAAGAGAGAAGGGUGAAAGCACCCAGAAGCUGACAGCAUCUGAAGAGAAACAAGGAGGCCAAGAAUCAGUGCACCAGCAACAGCAAAAGCAGUAUGUUGGCCCAUAUGUCUUGGUAACUCCAAAUGAAACCAGAAGAAUACAGUUGCAGCAAAUUGCUAAGAAAGAGCUCGAUGACCUGGAGCAAUGGAAGAAAGAACACAGGCCAGGGCCAAUUAUGUUGGUGCCACAGAGACUGGGUGGAAACGAAUCAGAGGCUCAAGUACGACAAAACCAGCAAAUGAUUCUUAUGCAAUCUAAAUACCAGAAAAAGCACAAGAGAGAAGAGUAUGUAAAAGCAAAAAAGGCAGCUGAAGAAGCUGAAAUCCUGAAAAAGAAAGCAAUUCAGAGAGAAAAGGCAGAGAGACUUGAAGUUAAAAAAAGACAAGAAGAAAUGCGAAGAAGAGAGAUGCUUCUUGAAGAUCAAAAGUACAAAACCAAUGAAUUACUGAACAGAUUGGACGUGGGUUUGCCAAAGAGUGAUUCCUGUCAGAUUGCUAAUCCUGGCCCAAAAUCUACAGCAUGGAAAAGAAGCCAUGCUUAUAAGCAAGCUCUUCGAGACGAUGAAAACAAAAGAUUAGAGGAAAUGAGGCAAGAACAACAGAGGAAGGCUGAAUUAUUGGAAUUUAAACAAAAGCAGGAAGAGGAAAUCAGGACAAGAUCACUUAAAAAUGAACAGAGAAGGGUAAAUAAUGCUUUCCUGGACCGACUCCAAAACAAAACACAGCCUAAUAACAUGUACUACCCUGGAUAUACUGGAUUACCUCAAUAAUGGCACCUUGUAGUCAAACUACUUGGAAUAAAGGAGGAGCAAGGGUAUUGCAGAAAUAUUCACUUUUAUCUGGCCUAGACCAAACGACCGCAUAAAAGCUGCAAGAAACUGCUUUUUAUUGUGGUUCUUUUCUUUACCCUGGCUUCAGCUGCACACCCUCUUCAUGAGCAAUCUGCAGAGACUGGUUUCUAGCUGUCAUUAUUCAUGCAUACAUAUUUGAAACAGCUGUUUAUGAAAGUCCUAUUUAAUUUUUAAUAGGAAUAUGUGUAAUUCUUUUUCAUAAAUUGUUUUGCCUCUUGGAGAAUGUAAUUAUCCCAGUCUUCAUGAUCUCUGGAAAAGAAGACAUAAGUGACUGCAGAAACUGCAGUAAUAUCUGUAUUUACUUGCUGCAAUUUACCCAGAAAAAUACAAUUCAGAGACCAUCUAAAAAAGCAGGUUGAGAGUUUUCUUUUGGGAAGAGAAGGAGAAGUGUUGCUGGGAUUUUGUUUGUUUGUUUGUUUGUUUUCUGUUUGUUUUUGUGGAAGUUUUGUGAAAUUAUUUUACUCUUGUACUCAAUUGCAGACACUCAAGAAGAAAAAUGUGCAUUGUAGACAGUAUCUCUGAAAUAAGUUCUUAGAAAAAUACAUAACAUGAAAUAAAGAAAUAAAGCUUGAAAUAACACUGAAAUGUA
Lonchura striata (white-rumped munia) is the source of this 1669-nucleotide messenger RNA. RefSeq names its product epithelial stromal interaction 1 (gene EPSTI1). NCBI's taxonomy places the organism in Eukaryota, Metazoa, Chordata, Aves, Passeriformes, Estrildidae. The record is from RefSeq and is a predicted model, not a curated record.